AUGGAUGAUGACGUUACUUCAUGCGGUUACGAGAUGUACCUGCAGUUCUAUAAGUCUGUGUUGAACGCUCCAGGAGCUCUGCGAUGCGUAGCCUCAAGGCCAGAGGAGAACAACAGUGUGUUCUGUGGAUUCGCGUCGGGCUUCGCCUCCCAAGUUGACAUUCGGACCGGUGGAGUGGUGGCCACCUGGCGAGCGCACUCCGAUGCCGUCUCUCAGGUGCGUUUCUUAUGCCAAUCAAACGAUGAUCCACUCCUUUGGUGCAUUUUAAUUGCAUAUUCAGUAUCAAUGGCUCUUUUUUGA
Messenger RNA from Hydatigera taeniaeformis, 300 nucleotides. The record is from the annotation of a GenBank genome assembly. NCBI's taxonomy places the organism in Eukaryota, Metazoa, Platyhelminthes, Cestoda, Cyclophyllidea, Taeniidae.